CUUUGAAUCAGGGGGGCAAGUGAGAGGUCAGCGUCUGCCCUGGUGACCAUCUGUCUGAUGUUUGCCUGACUUUUGGUCAGCUCACAGUGAGUUUACUGUCCUGGUUUAUUGUCAUCCGUGUACAGAAAUGUUUAUGUUGCUGGGAGAAGGAUGAUAGAAAAUAUUAAAUCUUUUCCUUCUGAUUGCAGUGCAAUGAUGCGCCUUUGAAUAGUACAGCGUGCUCUGCUGUUUCUAAUCAGUGUCUAACUAAAUUGAAUGUGUUUGGGCCUCAUAAUAAUCUAAUUACUCUCUUGGUUUAAUUUGGUCUACUGCAAAAUUGUACUGUUAAUGAAAAAUAAGAAUAUUGCUAUUCUCACAUUUUUAUUUCUAAUAUAUAGAAAUUGAUUGCAUAAUGAGGUCUUCAGCGUGGUAUUGCGACUGCGCACCAGGUUGCAUAGUCUUAUAAAACAUGGGAGAGAUGGUCAACUUUUCCUUUUUUAUGCAUGUAAAUGUAUAGACUUCAUAGACUCAAAAAGAAAGACCCUUAUAGCUGCAUCACAAGCAUGCCUCAUGAACCAAAACCUGUUAAAUAUGUUAUUGUGUAAGUUUUUUUUCUAAAUUAGAUUGUCAUCUUGCACCACUACAAUGUUUCCUGUCUUCACGAGAUGUAAAUCAGAUGGAGUAGAUUUUCUGUGUCACUCCAUGUCAGUCCUGCAGGUUUGGAGCGAAACAAUGACUUCUAUCAGAUCAGACACCUGACACGUUAUCUCUCAGCUCAGCUUUCCUGCAGCGGGCCCUGGGGAGUAACAGGAUAGGGAAGGGUUACUGUGUGCGUCCCUGACAGAAAAAGUGAAAGGCACAAUCCCUGGGGACAAAAAAGACAGAGGAUUAUUAUGCUCAGCUACGGGGCAGUUUUCCACAGAAACCUUUUCGACAGAGAAACCGAUCGGCUGCGCCCACUUUGAAACUGGCUGCUCAGACAAAACCAGGAUAUGGAAAUCACAAAAGAGACAUGCCUGUUGGACAUUCACCUCUGGCUCAUAACUCUGCGGCCGACGGCAGCGCCUCUGAAAUCAUUCAGCUCAGAAAAAUCAACGGCUCCUCUGCAGAGACGCCGAGCUACCAGAACCUCCACCGGGAGCUGCUGCUCAGCCACAAACGAGGCCUGCUGCUGGAGGAGAAACCGGAGCUGAAGCGCGUUCUGGAGCAGCGCAGGCUGGAGCUUCACAAGGAGGAGGAGAUGGCACAGCGACGGCCCUCCGAUCUGGAGACGGAGCUCCGCAAGAGGCAGCAGAAGCUGCAAGAGUACGAGCAGGAGGAGAUAAGGCAGCGGGAAAACCAGAACAAGAUCCCAGAGUUUGUCCGUGUCAGGGAAAACCUGAGGCGCACGCAGACGUUCGAGCAGCCCUGAUCCGCUCCCAUCAGCCAGUGCAGCCUCUCACCACUGUGGCCCUAAAAAAAAAAACUUUUAUGCUCACUGCCUACUGAGCUGCAAUAACACCUGUAUACCAGAGACAUCCGCAUAAUUUAACAUUUGCUCUUCCACCGUGAAUUUCAAUUAGAAAUGUAUACGUGGAGGCCAAAACUUUUGUCCAUCUUAAAAAACAACCUUUAUUUAAACUCGUUCAUAGAUUUGUUUCUGGUGAAGGAGUGAAGAGCUCAGUUUUUUUUUUUUUUAUUGUGAAUUAUUAUUGGCUGAGUGAAAGCAACAAUGUUCUGAUGCUGAAUGUUUUUUUUUUUUUUUAUGUUUUUUAUCCUCACUAAUCUACCUGUUCUAACAUAAUCAGUUUUCCUGUUUCAAGUAUACAAUCAUCAUUAAUGUCAGGUCCUUUACUUUAUUGACAGAAUAUUUCCAAUAGCACUGUUUUGUAUUAGCAAGAACCUCCUUCAACAUUACAAAACAAAAAAAGAAUACAAGUUUGUUUACCUGUUCCUGUCAUGACUUUUGAUUUUUAGUUUGUCUGUGUGUGUGUGUGUGUGCUGUGGAAAUAAAAAGGUUUUAUGGUUUGGA
Molecule: messenger RNA, 1990 nt
Organism: Fundulus heteroclitus (mummichog)
Lineage: Eukaryota; Metazoa; Chordata; Actinopteri; Cyprinodontiformes; Fundulidae
Exons: 5
Coding region: 992-1390 (132 amino acids)
Source: RefSeq, a predicted model, not a curated record